Molecule: messenger RNA, 1059 nt
Organism: Macadamia integrifolia
Lineage: Eukaryota; Viridiplantae; Streptophyta; Magnoliopsida; Proteales; Proteaceae
Exons: 2
Coding region: 339-836 (165 amino acids)
Source: RefSeq, a predicted model, not a curated record
AGAGGUGAAUAUAUCUUUUCAUAGAGGGAGGAGAGAGAUAACCUCAUAGGAGAGCCAGGAUAGAACAUAGGAGUACGGAUAGCCCCAAAAUCCAUACCUUUAGUAUUGGAGUAAUCGAUCUUUGGUCGCAACCCUCGUGAGUCAUGCCUAGGAAAGAACCAUGGACAAAUAUUGAUCUAGAGUGGGUUCAUCUGAAUGGGUAUAUGGUGACUACUUUAUCUUCCUCAAAAUUUAGCGGGUAAACUUCUGGCUCUGGAUAUGGCGGAAUAGUCUGCCAUAGUCUACUCUUUGCUAUAUUCCUCAAAUAGUAAAAGAGAGAGAGAGAAAGAAAGAAAGAAAUGUCUGCUAUUUUUGUGUCUAAAUUUAUGAGCCACAACCUCUCACCAUUGCUGCCCACCUCAAUUCCUUCAGAUGCCCUCAAGUUUACAACUUUUCGCCCUUUCCAUUUCAGCAAAUUCCCAGCGUUUCCUCAAACCCUAGCUCCUUCGAGAAGGAAAUUCCAGGUUUUCUCAAAAUCCUCCGAAACAGAGCUCUCAGAUACAGAAAAAGAAUGGCUUAAGAAGCUUCCAGAGAAGAAUAAACCCUUGUACUCUCACAGUCUUCCCUGCAUAGAAUCUUGGCUGAAGAAUUUAGGAUUUUAUCAAAGCAGAGAAGAUCGAGCUGUUUGGUUUAUGGAAAAGCCUGAUUGGCACGCUCAGUUAUCUCUUGAUGUCACCGAUCUUUACAUAAGGUACCUGAAGAGUGGACCUGGAAAUCUAGAGAAGGAUGUGGAGAGGAGAUUUAGUUAUGCACUUAGUAGAGAAGACAUCGAGAAUGCAAUACUUGGAGGACCAUAACAAAUUUCUGCAUAUGAUUUCACUUGCUCUAGAAACUGUGACUUGGUCUAAUCCAUGAUGUGUAGUAUUCAAAUGUAUUUUCUGUCCUCAUUGGUAGAGAUAGAAGUUUUUAUUUGUUCAGUAUCUAUUAAUCAGGCAUCAAUCCCUUGUUUGUCACACUAUUCAUUAUACAUUUCAAAGAAAAGAGAUAAAUAUGAGGCAGAUGGGAUCUUGGGUUCCGAAA